AUGUGCGCCUACGACACCAUCCUCUACAAGUGCGACUUCUGCGGCGAGGUCUACCGCGAAGAGCACAGCCUCCUCCAGCAGUGUGCGCGACUCGCCAAGGACCAGGAGUCGCCAUCCCAGGAUCCUGAGGAGGUCAGCAGCAACAGCUACUUCGAAUCCAACUGCCCCAGCAAGAAGCAUCACGGCAAGCACACGUCCCUGACGGGUCACUGUGGCUCUCGCAGCUGCAAAGAGCAGUACAACUCGUUCCACUAUUGA
Messenger RNA from Pyricularia grisea, 258 nucleotides. RefSeq lists its product as uncharacterized. NCBI's taxonomy places the organism in Eukaryota, Fungi, Ascomycota, Sordariomycetes, Magnaporthales, Pyriculariaceae. The record is from RefSeq and is a predicted model, not a curated record. The coding region runs from base 1 to 258 and encodes 85 amino acids. The transcript has a single exon.